This is a messenger RNA of Medicago truncatula (barrel medic), 1486 nucleotides long. Its product is annotated as carboxylesterase 1. The record is from RefSeq and is a predicted model, not a curated record. Gene Ontology annotation, molecular function: hydrolase activity. NCBI's taxonomy places the organism in Eukaryota, Viridiplantae, Streptophyta, Magnoliopsida, Fabales, Fabaceae. The transcript has a single exon. Bases 129 to 1121 code for a protein of 330 amino acids.
CAUGUUCAAUGUAUAUUUUCUUGAUAAAAACACCUUGUCAUUUUCUCGAAAAAAAAAACUUGAUAAACAUGUAAUCAUUAAAUCCCCUUAAAGCCUUUAAUUUCAUCUUUCACCAUAAACCACACACUAUGUCUAAUCAAACCAUGCAUCCACCACCUACAACCGAUCCUUACCAACUCCUCAAAAUCCAACACCAUCCCAAUGAUACACUUACUCGAUAUUUUGAAGAUCCACACACCUCACCUUCAUUAGACACAUCUCUUCCUGUUCUCACCAAAGAUCUUUUCAUCAACCAAUCAAACCAAACAUGGCUUCGGUUAUUCCUACCUAAAAAAGCAACAAAUGUUUCAAACUUAAACAACAAGCUACUACCAAUUAUUGUUUUCUUUCAUGGUAGUGGCUUCAUCGUGCAAAGUGCAGCCUCCACCAACUUCCAUGAUUUAUGUGUUGAUAUGGCGGAUACUGUUGAAGCAGUUGUCGCCUCGGUCGAUUAUCGCCUCGCACCGGAGCACCGGCUACCGGCGGCAUAUGAUGAUGCUAUGGAAGCAUUGAGUUUGAUUAGAUCAAGUCAAGAUGAAUGGUUGACUAAAUAUGUUGACUAUUCUAAGUGUUACCUAAUGGGUAAUAGUGCUGGAGCUACCAUUGCAUACCAUGCAGGGCUACGUGUACUUGAAAAGGUGAAUGAUUUUGAGCCAUUGAAGAUCCAAGGGUUGAUAUUGCGUCAACCAUUUUUUGGUGGGACCAAUAGGACUGAAUCAGAGUUGAGACUUGAAAAUGAUCCAAAUUUUCCUUUGUGCGUUAGUGAUUUGUGUUGGGAUUUGGCAUUACCUAUUGGAGUUGAUCGUAAUCAUGAGUAUUGCAAUCCAACGGUUGGAAAUGAUGUUGAUGAAAAAUUGGAUAAGAUAAAGGAUCAAGGGUGGAGGGUAUUGGUGAGUAUUAACGGUGGGGAUCUAUUGGCUGAUCGUGCUAAAGAGUUAGUGCAAUUGAUGGAUGAGAAGGGUGUGGAAGUUGUCAAAGAUUUUCAGGAAGAAGGUUUUCAUGGGGUUGAGUUUUUUGAGCCAUCCAAAGCAAAGAAAUUUAUUAAGUUAGUGAAGGGCUUCAUUUCCACUUUCGAUGCUUAGAGUCAUAACAAGUAUGAACGUUUCUUUGCCACUUCAAUUAUUGUUGUUUAUUUGAAGGUGUACUAUGGAUCUACAAUAAAGGUCGUGUUUGGAGACACAAAUAAGCAUUGGACUUACCAAAACAACUUAAUUCUUAAUUUUAGAUCCUUGGAGUUGUCGCUUACUAUGAUAAUUUUGGAGAAUUAGGGCCUGUUUGGCAAGGUAAAAAAAUAAAACUUGUAGCUUAUAAGUUUGUAUGAUUAAAAAAUAAUGUUUGGUAAAUGUCAUGUUAUCACGAACUUAUAGUUUAUUUCACCAACUUAUGUCUUUGUUUUUUAGACGUUUCAAAUAGCAUUUAAGCUUAUAAAUUAUAUUUUCUUCUUUCA